AUGGACGGAGUAAACUGGUCGAGUCGUGUCUAUGGCACCUCGAAUCUGAUCUACGCAAAUCUGUUGUUGGAAUACGGUUGUUUGUUGCUCAAUACGGACAAGACGCGCAAAGCAGCUCAGGUGUAUGUGAUCGGGUUCGCCCUCACUCUCAGCUGUUUGCCCGGGGCCAGUGUCAUGUCCGCUCUGGCUUUGGAAGCGAUCGCCUACGCGCACUAUGUCCUCGAGUACACUACGGGUGACUUUAAUUAUGCAUUUAAAUGUGCCGAUGUGGCCAGUCUGAUCUUGCAUCGUCUGAAUCACCAGGAUUGUAUGCAAACUGCUUCGGCCAAUCGUGUCAAAGCUCUUAUCAUUGAGGAAAUCGCCAUUGAUGCCAACGAUCCAAGACGUUUCAAACAGGCUGAAGAAUUGCACAUACAAUCGCUCAGGCAUUGUGAAAAAACUUACGGAGAACGCAAUAUUCAAACAGCAAAACACUACGGCAAUCUGGGGCGGUUGUAUCAGUCAAUGCAAUUGUAUGAGCGAGCAGAACUCAAUCACCGUAAAGCAAUUGCUAUCAAAACAGAAUUGCUCGGGGAAUCGGACUUCGAAGUGGGUCUGAGCCUGGGGCAUUUGGCCAGUCUGUACAAUUAUGAUAUGGAACGAUAUCAAGACGCGGAGGCGCUACAUUUGAAAUCCAUAGAAAUCAGUCGUCGAGUGUUUGGUCCAACUUACAGUGGUCUCGAAUACGAAUACCGAGGCUUGCAACGUGUGUACCAUCAUCUGGGUCUUCCGGAAAGACGAGAGUAUUACAUGGAACUCCGACGAGAUUGGCACACGAAACGUGAGCGAUUGAGUCAGAAUCCGGAAAGCGCCGAUCAAAUUGACGAGUUAACAUCAGCCGAACAAAUGCCAAAUGUCCGAACCCUGUGGACCGAGUUGCUUCAAUUGUUCACCGAGUAUGAGAGAAAAUUCUCCCAAUUCUUUCGCGGAUUUCCCUAUCCGAAUUCUGUCAAUGAUGUGCCUUCUGGUAGUAAGAGCGUGUUGUUGAACACAGUUGCGAAAGUGUCGCCAACCCUGGAGACAAGUCGAUCCACAGGAUACUAA
This is a messenger RNA of Echinostoma caproni, 1083 nucleotides long. NCBI's taxonomy places the organism in Eukaryota, Metazoa, Platyhelminthes, Trematoda, Plagiorchiida, Echinostomatidae. The record is from the annotation of a GenBank genome assembly.